Molecule: messenger RNA, 3669 nt
Organism: Pestalotiopsis fici W106-1
Lineage: Eukaryota; Fungi; Ascomycota; Sordariomycetes; Amphisphaeriales; Sporocadaceae
Exons: 3
Coding region: 1-3669 (1222 amino acids)
Biological process (GO): mismatch repair
Cellular component (GO): MutSalpha complex; nucleus
Molecular function (GO): mismatched DNA binding; ATP binding; ATP-dependent DNA damage sensor activity
Source: RefSeq, a predicted model, not a curated record
AUGGUAGAAAAAGCUGGUCCAAAGACGCCUUCCUUGGUGAAGAGGUCGAGCUCGUCGAUGUCGGCUUCAGGCAAACAGCAGCAGAGCAUUCUAGGCUUCUUUUCCAAAGCGUCGUCUCAGACUGGAACAUCCGCUGCCUCAGCAAAAUCCACAGCCAAUAACAGCACCACCACAAAGCAGUCGCCCACAAACAAUUCAUCGCCAUGCCUCAAAGAAAAGACCAACCUCAACUCCCUCCAGCUGAACAAGAAGCGGCCGUCUAUCACCACUCCCGUCCCUAGCAGUGACGCUAUCGAGCCUUCCAGCUCCCAGGAGAACCACUCAGACGCCACUGUCAAGGUAUACCGCGACUCGCUUCCAUCGCCAAUUACACCUGCUGAGCUCCCAUCCAAGCAGGCAGCACUACCAAAAAUGAUGAUUGGAAGCAGCCCUUCACGCAAAGCGAAGAAGACCGUUAGUUACGCAGAAUCUUCGGACGAAGAAGACGACGAGGACACUGUGGUGUCUAGAAGACCAACACGCCGCUCGCGGGCAGUCGUCAAAGAUGACGAGGAUGACUAUCAAGAGGACAGCAAAGAUGCCGUGGUGGAAGAAGACGAUGUGGACAUGGACGAUUUUGUCGUCUCAGAUGAUUCAGACGCACCUUCCAAGAAACGCAAACGCUCUGCCCCCAAAGCACAGGCAGCCCGAAAGCGUUCGCAUGCAUCCUCGCCGCCAACUAUCCAAGAGGAAUAUGAGGAAGACGGAAUUGACGAGCUUAUGGAAGAAAUCCCCAGUACCUCCACCGCACAGCAGUGGAAGUACGAUCCAGAAAGUGUCAAUCCUGUCAAGAUGCGAUCUCCAUCCACAUCUUCCAAGGCAACCGCAGCAAAAGGCAAAGCGCACACAAGAGAGCCCGAGGACAGAUAUCCAUGGUUGGCCAAGAUCACCGACCUGAAUCGAAAUCCCCCCGGCCACCCAGAUUACGACCCCUCGACCGUAUACGUGCCUCCCAUGGCUUGGAACAAAUUCUCGGCAUUCGAGAAGCAAUACUGGGAAAUCAAACACAAGCUUUGGGAUACUGUUGUCUUCUUUAAAAAGGGAAAGUUCUACGAGCUGUAUGAGAAUGACGCAACCAUAGGCCACCAGCUCUUUGACCUUAAACUGACUGAUCGUGUCAAUAUGCGCAUGGUGGGAGUCCCAGAGAGUUCGCUGGACAUCUGGGUGAACCAGUUCAUUGCCAAGGGUUACAAGGUCGCUCGAGUCGAUCAGAUGGAGAGUGCUCUUGGCAAGGAGAUGCGUGAGCGUGAUGACAAGGCCAAGAAGCAGGACAAGAUUAUCCGGCGAGAACUGGCUUGCAUUCUGACUGGCGGAACACUCGUCGACGGUGCCAUGCUGCAAGAUGACAAUGCCACCUACUGCGUCGCCAUCAAGGAGGCAACUAUUGAUGACCACCCUGCCUUCGGUAUAGCCUUUGUCGAUGCGGCGACUGGCCAAUUUUUCAUCUCGCAAUUUGAAGAUGACAUUGAUCUGACAAAGUUCGAGACUUUUGUGGCACAGACCAACCCCCGAGAGCUUCUGCUCGAGAAGUCUCGCAUCUCCUCAAAGGCACUUCGCAUACUGAAGAACAAUACGGCUCCCACAACAAUUUGGAAUUACUUCAAGCCGACCACUGAAUUUUGGGAGGCCGACACCACCCGUCGCGAACUCGGUUGCAAUGAUUAUUUCAAGGCAGACGAUGAGUCAGAGGAUACAUGGCCAGAGGUUCUGGCAGAAGCAAAGAGCAAAGACCUGCUCAUGUCGGCAAUGGGUGCCUUGGUUCAAUAUCUCCGUGUGCUAAAGAUCGAGCGUAGCCUUCUCUCGCAAGGCAAUUUUACUUGGUAUAGUCCCAUUCAUAAGAAUGGCACACUAAUCCUUGAUGGGCAAACGCUCAUCAACCUCGAGAUUUUUACCAACACCGUCAAUGGCGGCUCCGAAGGCACGCUCUUCAAUCUCUUGAAUCGCUGCGUGACACCAUUCGGAAAGAGAAUGUUUCGGCAAUGGGUGUGCCACCCUCUGUGCAACACGCAGAAGAUCAACGAGAGAUUGGACGCGGUUGACCUGCUCAAUAACAAUAUUGAGAUGCGCGAGCAAUUUUCAGCAAACAUGACACGCAUGCCCGAUCUGGAACGUCUCAUCUCUCGGGUGCAUGCGGGCGCUUGCAGACCUGAGGAUUUUGUACGGGUACUAGAAGGUUUUGAACAGAUUGAGUAUACCAUGAGUCUUUUGGGAGCAUUCGGGGGCGGCAACGGUCUAGUGGAUCGCCUCAUUGCAUCCAUGCCUGACCUUGGAGAGCCUCUGUCGUAUUGGAAGUCAGCGUUUGAUCGCAAGAUCGCUCGGGAGGAGAAAAUGUUGAUCCCUGCACGAGGGAUCGAGGAGGAGUUUGACGCCAGCCAUGACACAAUUGCGGAGAUCAAGUCGCGGCUAAAUCGUCUUCUUACGAAGAAGAAGAGCGAGCUCAAUGUCAAGAGCAUCAAGUUCACUGAUGUCGGCAAAGAAGUGUAUCAGCUUGAAGUACCCAAGAGCACCAAGGUACCCAAGGACUGGCGCCAGAUGUCGGCAACAGCCAGUGUCAAACGUUACUACUUCAAGGAGCUGUCAGACCUUGUUCGCCAGCUCCAAGAAGCUGAAGAGACCCAUGCGCAACUUAUAAAAGAGGUUGCGUUCAGUCUAUUCAGACGCUUCGAUGUGGAUUACGGUACUUGGCUGCAGGCCAUUCGUAUCAUUUCACAGCUUGACUGCCUCAUCAGUCUCGCCAAAUCUUCUGCUGCACUUGGCGAACCUAGUUGCCGCCCAGUAUUUGUCGAUUCGGACCGUACCGUGGUCGACUUUCAAGAAUUGAGGCACCCCUGCAUGCUCAAUACCGUGGAUGAUUUCAUACCCAACGACAUUGUUCUCGGUGGAGAAGCGGCCAAGAUCAGUCUACUCACGGGUGCCAAUGCUGCUGGAAAGUCAACAGUCCUCCGCAUGUCAUGUGUUGCAGUCAUCAUGGCUCAAAUUGGUCACUACAUUCCGGCAACCAGUGCACGUCUAUCGCCAGUAGAUCGCAUCAUGAGCCGACUUGGUGCCAACGACAAUAUAUUUGCGGCACAGUCGACCUUCUUUGUCGAAUUAUCCGAGACCAAGAAGAUUCUCUCGGAAGCUACUCCCAGAUCACUGGUCAUUCUGGAUGAGCUGGGCCGUGGUACCUCUUCCUAUGAUGGUGUUGCAGUCGCACAAGCUGUCUUGCACCACGUCGCCAGUCACAUUGGCUGUGUAGGAUUCUUCGCCACCCAUUACCAUUCCCUAGCUACCGAGUUCGAGUCACACCCCGAGAUCCAACCCAAGCGCAUGAAGAUUGAUGUCGAUGAUGCCAACCGGAGAGUCACAUUUCUUUACAGGCUCGAAGAUGGCGUGGCAGAAGGCAGUUUUGGUAUGCACUGCGCAGCCAUGUGCGGCAUCAAGGAUAGUGUGAUCGAGAGGGCAGAGGAAGCUGCCAAAGAAUGGGAGCACACGUCCAGGCUCAAGGAGAGCCUGGAGAAGGCAAGAGAAGGCUGCUGGAUCCCGCUCGGAGUCCUCAGCGAUGUUGCAGCUGUCCUUGAUCCAAGCAAAAGCGAAGACGUCAGCUCUAGGAGUUUAGAUGUUCUCCUCAAGGCAAUCGAAGCUCUUUGA